AGUAGUCGACAUUUUACAGCUGUUUCCCGAAAUUUUGGCAUAUUCGUCAUCGAAAUACUGCAUUUACAACGAUGUCAUCUUGUAAAAACUUGAUAUAGUGAUAUUUCUUAAAAAAGCGAAAACAUUUUGAGAGAUUUUGCAUUUCAAAUCAAACCAUGGCACAAGAACUUCCAAAAAAUCACUCCGAUUCUGCAAAAAAGGAGGAACUUGAGUCGUCUGUCACCGUCAUAGAAAAACAAGCACAGAGACGCAUAUUCAAGAUAAUUGUAAUUGGUGACUCCAAUGUCGGAAAAACGUGUUUGACAUACAGGUUUUGUAGUGGGAAGUUUCCUGACAAAACAGAAGCAACCAUUGGCGUUGAUUUUCGAGAAAGAACUGUCGAAAUAGACAAAGAACAAGUCAAGCUACAACUUUGGGAUACAGCCGGCCAAGAGAGGUUCCGAAAGUCUAUGGUCCAGCAUUACUACAGAAAUGUACACGCCGUUGUGUUUGUCUACGACGUCACGAAGAUGAGCUCGUUUGACAGCAUGCCUAGUUGGAUCGAAGAGUGUGACAGACACAACCUGAACAAAGAUAUACCCAGACUUCUUGUUGGAAACAAAUGUGACAUGAAACUGCGUAUUGCUGUUAAUACAAAUCUGGCCCAGAAGUUUGCUGACUCCCAUAGUAUGCCUCUGUUUGAAACAUCAGCCAAAGAUGACGAGCGUGCCAACCAUGUGGAUGCUAUUUUCUUGACACUUGCUCAUAAGCUAAAGAACAGUAAACCGCUUAUGUCCCCGUAUAUCAGCGGCGAGAAUUCAGGUCUGCCGAGUAAUGUUCAAGUUAUCUCCAUCGGGAAAAGUUCCCAGGGAAAGGGUCUACAAUCCAUGGGUGUGGAAAGCGACAAAAAGGAUUCUUGUGCUUGUUAAUCAAUACCAAUAUAUAGCUGCUGUUUAUCUUUACCAAUAGUAUUUCAUCAAUUGUUAAAACUUAUACAGAAUAUGAUCAUAACUUUCAUUGAUUUUUAUAUCAGAAUGAUUUGACAAUGAAAACAAAACCAAAUUAAAGCGUGCCAUAAUAUUUAUCUGAAAAUAAGCCCCUGCCCACAAAUAAGCCCUCUUCAGUUUCGCUGAAUCAUCAAUUUUAAGAUAUUAAGCGAAAAUUGGUUCACAAAUAGCCCUCUUCAAAAUUUAUUCUUGAACUUUGACACUAGGGCGACAGGGGCUUAUUUCAGGAUAGACAUGGUACUAGCUUGUUUUCUUAUCAAUAUAACAUCAACUAAUACUUAAACCUUAUUUCUGUGUAUUUUGACAAAAAUUGUAAAUAUAUUUUCAUAAAAAAAGUCAGAUUUUGGAUCAAUACUACUUACGUUACUGAACUUUGUGGGAAUUGAUCAUGACUUGCUAUAUAUAUGUUUUCCUACAAAGUGGUGUCAUUCAUUACAACUAUAAAUCCCAUAUCCUGACGAUUAAAUGCUUUAUUACAUUAUAGCUUUGUAUGAUAGCUGGUCCCAGUUUCAUCAAUGUUCUGUAACUUAACUGGGUUAGGAAAUUCCUUACUUAAAAUUUUGCAUUAUUGGAUUUUAGGAAAAUUAUUUAGUUAAGUAACUUUCCUUUAAUUAUUGGGGCUGCUGUGGCCGAGUGGUUAAGAAUUCCCGAUACUUUAUCAAUAGCCCUCCACCUCUGGGUUGCGGGUUCGAAACCCACGUCAGGCAGUUGCCUAGUACUGACUGUAGGUCAGUGGUUUUUCUCCGGGUACUCCGGCUUUCCUCCACCUCCAAAACCAGGCAUGUCCUUAAAUGACCUUGGCUGUUGAUAGGAUGUUACACAAAAUAAACCAAAUCAAACCUUUAUUUAUGGAAACAUUUUCAUUAUGGAAUUUCCUUUAUAUAGAUUCAUUGCAUUUGUGUUAAGAAAUUGGAAAUUUAUAUUUUCAUUUUUGGGAAAAAAUGGAAAACUUAAACUAUACUUACCCUGGUAAUCAUUUUAGAGCCAAAACAAGAAAUAUGACUUUGUUUCGUUAGUUCAUCUUUAUACAUAAUUAACAGACACUCAGUUGUUUUUUUUCCCAGUUCCUGCACAUGUAUUUCCUAAUUAUGUAAUAGUAAGAAACUUGAUAAUAUUGGAGAAUCAACAUUACGGAUGUUGCAAAAAUCCGUAAUAUUGUUGUUCCAAUUGAUCAGUUUACCAGGUUACGACUACUGUGGUAGUGAUUUUACCUCUGACUAUUGUAUAUAACGGUCAGGAUUUUCAAUAAUCGAUCAUAGUUUGAAAGCUUUGGAAAUUUUUUAAAAAUUUACAGCAGAACUGAAAAAGAGUAUAUGAGCUUUUUUCUAAAUGAAUCUAUUGUAAAAAUGAUGCAUUUAAACAAUAUCAAAAAAUACAUCUAGCCCACUGUGGUGAUAUUUCCCCUUUCUUUUCAUCAUUGAUCAAUCAUAAAUCAUUUGAGAAAUUGUGAUGAAUAAUCAUAGCUUUUAAAGCAAUACUUCACACUUAGUGGUACCAUAUAUAUAAAUCCACGAGUAAGCCCCUUUUUCUCCAUUUUUGUUUAAUCAUGUGGGUGAAAGAAAAAAAACCUAAGCUAAAAUGCUUCACAAAUAGUCC
Molecule: messenger RNA, 2582 nt
Organism: Pecten maximus
Lineage: Eukaryota; Metazoa; Mollusca; Bivalvia; Pectinida; Pectinidae
Product: ras-related protein Rab-33B-like
Exons: 2
Coding region: 156-908 (250 amino acids)
Biological process (GO): Rab protein signal transduction
Cellular component (GO): Golgi apparatus; endosome
Molecular function (GO): GTP binding; GTPase activity
Source: RefSeq, a predicted model, not a curated record